This is a messenger RNA of Owenia fusiformis, 1373 nucleotides long. Lineage: Eukaryota; Metazoa; Annelida; Polychaeta; Sabellida; Oweniidae. The record is from the annotation of a GenBank genome assembly.
UUUCAAUAUGGCGUCCGGAAAUGAAGAUGUCCCUCCACUUGAGGAUAUGUCAGAACUGCUACAGAAGGUUGAGGCUAUUAGAGAUAUGAAAGGGAUCAGCAAAAAGGACACCCCUAAAUCAAAUGAACCCUCUAGAGCUGCUAAACAAACUGCUAAAAAUGCUUCUCCUGAACACAAACUACCAACAUCUACUCCCUCUCCCAGUCUCCCUAGCAACCAGGACAACAAAGACAGUGCCUUUGCUGGAAUGAAAAAAGGCUUCCUUUUUGGAGCACCUGCUUCAAAAUCUAAACAGGAGAGUAAACCUAAACCAACAGCAAAGCCUGUCAAUAAAAAGACUGAUCCUAUAAAUGUACAAGAGGAGAUUCCUUUUAUCAAAGCUAACAAGGAAGAGGAGAAUACGAGACUGUCAAUGCCUGAGGUACAAGAUGCUAUGAAGGCCUCACAGAAUUUAAUGAAUAAUAAAGAGUGGAUCACUCAAGAUUUUCUACAGACGAUACAAAGUCGACCAAAGCUGUUAGAGAAAUUGACCAAUCCUGUAUUCCAGCAAGCCAUAUCUGACUUCCAAACAAAUCCAGAAGCUGCGACAAUGAAGUAUAAAGACAACACUGAAGUAUUUGAGUUCUUUAAAGAAUUUAGUGGAAUUUUAGGGCAACAUUUUUCGGAGCUAGGUGAGAGGGAACAAUCUGAGCAACCAGCAGAGCCACCUAGUGGUGCAGAUAUGAAAGUACAUAGUAGUACAAAUCCUAAUCAGGCUACAGCAGAGGAUGAAGCCAGAAUACAAAAAAUAUUAGCUGAUCCUGAGAUAAAGGGUGCUAUCAUGGAUAAAACUGUACAACAGCUUAUAUAUACUUUGAAGAAUGAUCCUCACCAAGCACAAGUUAUUUUACAAAAUGCAACUCCAGAUAUCCAAGGAAAAAUUAAGAAGUUGGUUGAUGUUGGACUACUUGCAUUUCAAAGGUGACAGCCUUCGUAUUAACCCAGGAUGAUACAUCAAGACUUUGACACUUCCUGCUCCCUGGAAUACCAUCUUACAUAAUAUGUUGUAGCAAAUCUGCAGUGUAAGACUGCUUUACAAUUAAGGCUUUUGGACAGUGGACUUGAAUAAUGCAUUUUACACUAAAACUAGUCUGUAUUUAUCCAAAAGGGCGAUUUAUACAAUUCACGACUGACUGAUGUAAUCAUUUGCUGAUGUCUCCUUUUAGGAUUUACAUGUUAGUGGUUCCAUCUAUAGUAUUGCAACUUUAGCUACCCCAAGAUAUAUGUUGGCAACUUAAUAAGUGACUCCCUUUAUAAAAUUGGCAGCAUAUAAAAUGACUCCCUCUGGAGUAUUGGUAACUUAUAAAGUGACUAUCUAUAAAAUUGUCAGCAUG